Magnolia sinica is the source of this 2402-nucleotide messenger RNA. Its product is annotated as ankyrin repeat-containing protein At5g02620-like. The transcript is spliced from 6 exons. Gene Ontology annotation, molecular function: protein binding. The coding region runs from base 406 to 2325 and encodes 639 amino acids. NCBI's taxonomy places the organism in Eukaryota, Viridiplantae, Streptophyta, Magnoliopsida, Magnoliales, Magnoliaceae. The record is from RefSeq and is a predicted model, not a curated record.
CUAUUUCCUGUGGUGUGGUCCACCAGAGGUUUGGAUAUGCUACGUUUUUGGCCCAUGCCAUAAAAUGAGCUGGCAAAAUGGAUGGACGGCCCGACCGAACUUGGCGUUACCUGACCUGAAUGAAUCUGCUCCCAAUCAUACCCCACCACGUCAGCUCACCACAGAUGACCCUUUCGUAGUGGCAGGGUCACCAAGCAAUCCCCAUCUGUGAAAGGUUCAUUAGUGAGAGAGAGAGAUGCUUGUUAGUCUUUUCCGCAAUAACUAGUGCUCUUAAGCAGCUCUCAUCGGUGUAAUCCACGAUUCUGAUCAAAGCAGCUCUCAUGUCACUGUUUUAAAAGCUGCACCACAAGGGAAGUGGGAAGCAAUCAUACAUAGUGCCUGAACUAACGGUGGUCAUUCCUUCCCAUGUCUCAAGUCAAUGUUUUAAAAGCUGCACUGCAAGGGGAGUGGGAAGCAAUCACCACCUUGUACCGAGAGCGGCCCACCUUAUGCGAUGCCGCUCCAGUCACCGCUGUUACAGGUAACACACUCAUUCACAUUGCAGUGCAAUAUUCCGGUCGAGCCGAAGUGGUUAGUGAGCUGCUAGACUUACUGCCAGAACGUGUACGCGUAGCAAAGAACAACGGAGGGAACACUUCACUCCACGAAGCUGCCAGGGCCGGGAACACUGAGAUUGCAACGGUGAUACUGAAGAAGGAUGAGGGCUUGAUUACAAGCCGCAACAGCUGUGGCGAGACGCCUGUGUUUUGCGCUGCCACGCAUGGAAAGAAGGAGAUGCUCAACUUCCUUGUUUCUGUGGCUAAGAAUGUUGUUCAUGAGGUGAUGGUGAGGAGGAACGACGGAGCUACUAUCCUUCAUGCAGCUACUCUUGGUGGAUUUUACGCAGAUGUAGCGUUGGAGAUCUUGGAGUUGUGUCCAGAGAUGGCAUUCAGUAGGGACAACCGUGGAAUGACGGCCCUUCAUCUUCUCGCCUUCUCUUCAUCUUCUUUCAAGAGCAGAACCAUAUUUUCUCUUCAAUCUGUUGGGGAAGCGCCUUUUCUGAUCUAUGAAAAGAUAGCCGUCGCCUUGUACGCUUGUAUUCCCGUGGAGCACUUCUCGAUAAGAGAAUGCGGUAAUUCCUUAAGCGGGUCAAAUCAAGCAGAUACUCAGGAAUUCAGUUUCACAAAGAUAUGUAAGGACCACGUGAACUCAGGGAUUAAGCAUUUGUUAUCAGCAUGCCCGGUACUCAGAAAUGUUUACAUUGCAAAGCAAAAGCACACAUGGGCAUUGCAACUUGUGAAGCGUUUGAUAGAAAAGGAAGCUCAAUGGAGAUAUGAACAUGAUGGUAUGGGCCCAAAUAAAAGCUAUGGAUGGCAUCGAAUCAAUGAUGGUGAUGAAUCAAAGAAGAUGAAAAAUAAGAAUAUCGAGAAGAAAUUAGAUAGACCUCUCAUUCUUGCAACAAAGUUUGGGAUAGUGGAGUUGGUGCGGGAGAUAGUGAAAGUAUUCCCGGAAUCUGUAGAAUUCGUCGACGAAGCUGGGAAGAACCUGUUGCAUUUGGCGGUGGAGCACCGACAGGAGUAUGUUCUCAAGUUAUUGAACAAGAUGAGGAUAGCGACUGCAAUGAUGGCAGCUGGGAUUGACAUAGGCGGUAACACUAUCUUGCAUCUUGCAGCCAAGCUUGGAGAAUAUAAGCCAAAGCACGUAAGUGGGCCCGCCAUUCAUAUGCAAUGGGAGAGUGUCUGGUUUGAGCGUGUAAAGAAGUUGUGUCCAGCACAUUUGGUACCCUACAGGAACAGGAGUAAUCUAACAGCUAAGCAAGUAUUCACACAGAGCCAUAGAAGCCUCCUUAAACAAGGAGAGGAGUGGCUGAAAGAUGGGUCUAACACAUGCAUUGUCGUGUCCACCCUCAUUGCCACCGUCACAUUCGCUGCGGCCUUCACCAUACCUGGCGGCAAUGACAGCGGAACAGGGCUACCGGUCCUCCAACAGCACCCGAAUUUCAUACCUUUCAUAGAGUACAUAGCCGUUUCCCUGUUAUUCUCAUUGCUCUCCCUUGCAAUGUUCCUUUCCAUCUACGCCUCUCGCUUCGAAGAAGAGGACUUCCUCGCAUGGUUGCCUAUUCAGUGCUUUGUCGCCAUCACUGCUCUAUUCAACUCGGUUGUGUUCACCGUAUCGGCAUUCAUGAUAGCUUUUCUUCUGGUGACUGAUUGGAACCUUCCGAAGCCGGUAAGCAUCGCGGAUAUUGCACUUGCCAGCGUCGGCUUUUCAUGCUUUUGUCCUGUUUAUCUGCAUAUAGUUUACCUCCCCAUCUGCUAUUCGAUUGAUCUACUCUGUAUCUGUAUCUGAACCCUUCAUAAACAUCAUCCGGAUGUGAUGCUUGAUGUGUGGUCAUAUCAAAAUUAAACGGUUGAAAUAUUGGGACA